Messenger RNA from Cannabis sativa, 1356 nucleotides. Its product is annotated as probable carboxylesterase 18. Gene Ontology annotation, biological process: pollen tube growth. The transcript has a single exon. Lineage: Eukaryota; Viridiplantae; Streptophyta; Magnoliopsida; Rosales; Cannabaceae. Gene Ontology annotation, molecular function: carboxylic ester hydrolase activity. The coding region runs from base 254 to 1270 and encodes 338 amino acids. The record is from RefSeq and is a predicted model, not a curated record.
AAAAAAAAAAAACAAACAGUUCAAAAGAAUUAAUAAAGAUUGGCAAUUGGCACCAAAGAUGGGAUCCAUACAAUAAUAUAUAUUUUGGAAAUUUCUAUAAUUUUUUAUUAUUUAAAUAUUUUCGUGGGCAAUCUUUCUCUCCCUAUGUAUUUCAAAAUUGAGUUCUAUAAAUUGAUGGUCAUAUUUUUUAACGCAUUAUAAAGUUACAACUCAUAAGUCAGAGAGAUCGUAAGCAACCCAUAAUCGCUAAUUCAUGGCAAGCAAAGAUCCAGUGCUUUCUCCUUCCCUUCCAUGGAAGACUCGCAUCACCUGUGGAUUACUCAAUUUCUGCACUGAUAUCUCUCGUCGAAACAAUGGCACUAUUAACCGCCGCUUACUCAGUCUCUUCGAUAUCAGAUCUCCCACCACACCCUCCGCAGUUAAGGGAGUCUCUUCCUCCGACUACACCCUCGACGCAUCUAGAAACCUCUGGUUUCGUAUCUUCGUCCCCAGCUCAGCUUCCGCCUCAGGCCCGAAAUCCCUCCCCGUCUUCAUCUUCUUCCACGGCGGUGGCUUCGCCUUCCUAAGCCCCGAUACAAUCGUAUACGACGCUGUCUGCCGUAAACUAGCUAGAAAAAUCCCUUCCAUCGUAAUCUCCGUCAACUACCGUCUCUCACCAGAGCACCGCUACCCUUGUCAGUACGAAGACGGGUUCGACGUGAUCAAGUAUCUUGACGGAGAAGGAAUCCUCCCGGAGGAAGCCGACGUAUCCAAAUGCUUUUUAGCGGGAGACAGUGCCGGGGCCAACCUAGCACACAACGUGGCAGUGCGUGUUGCGGAGGAGAGUGCGAGCUUGAAGGCGGUUAGGGUGUUGGGUUUGGUGACGAUACAGCCGUUUUUCGGAGGUGAGGAGAGGACGGCGGCGGAGCUACGGCUGAGAUCGGCGCCGAUUGUGAACUUGGACCGGACUGAUUGGAUGUGGAAGGCGUUCUUGCCAGAGGGUUCGAAUCGGGACCACGAGGCUUCGAAUGUGAGUGGGCCACGUGGCAAAGACAUAUCGGGUUUGAGGUGUUUUCCGAAGACGCUGGUGUUCGUGGGUGGGUGGGACCCGCUUCAAGAUUGGCAGAGAAAGUAUUAUGAGUGGUUGAAGAAAUCGGGGAAAGAGGCUGAGAUGAUUGAGUAUCCGGAUAUGAUCCACGCUUUUUAUUUGUUUCCUGAGAUUCCCGGUUCUCACCAAUUGUUCACGCAACUCAAGGACUUCGUACUUAAUUGUAUCUCUAAUUCCAAAUAAAACCUAAACUUACAGCUAGUCUCUGUCUCCAACAUUAUGUACUACGUACUCGAUCAGAUUGAAUAAAUUAAUUAUUGCAUUAUUAA